GGUGCAGGGCCAGGAAUCCCGGAAGUCCCGGGGUCGUUUCCGGGUGUCUGGGGCCGUCACUCAGUUGCUGUUGGGAGGACUCUUGGGUCACAUUGCCGAACCUUGAACAUGGGAGCGGUUGUAUUUUUGUCCUUCCUGGCGACCAGAGAUCUGUUGCCGACAUACAUUGUGGCACUACAGUAACUUCCCAAUACUGCUUUCACUGAAGAUGGCUAGAGAGUCGAGGGCCAGCACAGCCCCAGCCAACCACACUAUAGAGGAUUACAUGGGACUUCAGAUCAAAAAGGUGGAGGACAAAGACGCCUCCUCCUUUGCAAAGAAGGUCCACUUGCCAGGCAGUGGUGCCCAGGGUCUUGAGCAUUGUCGCCAGCGCUUCCGUGCUUUCUGCUACCCCAAGACUGCAGGCCCUGCACAGGCACUGGGCCAGCUGCGGGAGCUCUGCAGACAGUGGCUUCGACCAGACCUGCGCAGCAAGGAGCAGAUCCUGGAACUGCUGGUGCUGGAGCAGUUUCUGACCAUCCUGCCGGGGGACCUGCAGGGCUGGGUGCGGGAACAGCGCCCAGAGAGUGGGGCAGAGGUGGUGGUGCUGCUGGAGUAUUUGGAGAGGCAGCUGGAUGAGCCCAUGCCGCAGGUCCCAGAUGGUGAUCAAGAGCAAGAACUGCUCUGUUCCAAAGUGGUCCCAUUUGCAACUGCCCAGGGCUCACAUAAUAGCCAGUGGAAGCCUAUGAACUCUGCACGUAAGAAUGAAUCUUUGGAAUCCCAACCCAUACAAGACAAAGUUUUCCACCAAGGCUGUGGAGAAGAACCAAUGAUCUCUGCCAGAUUCACUCCAGAGUCCCAGGGAUUGGUGAAAAUGGAAGAUGCCAUGACCCUGUCCCCUGCAUGGGUUCACCAGGAUUCAUCUCAGAUGAACCCCUACAGAGAUGAAAGGCAGAAUUGUGGCAGCCACAUCUCCCUGGGUCAGGAAAUGCAGGUAAAGACCAAUGAAGUGACUGCAUGUGAAAAACAUUCAGAAGAGCCUGGAUCCCUGUGUGAGAAAAUACAGAUAAAGAUCAGUAAUGUUACUGCAUGUGAAAAACCUUCAGAAGAAGAGCCUGGACCCCUGCGUGAGGACAUUGCCCAGACUUCUGUAUGCAAGCAGGAGAGCAGAUUACAAAGAACACAGGAAAGUGCCACAGAGAACAGGCGGCACAUUUGCCAUGAAUGUGGAAAGAGAUUAUCUCAGAGUGCAGACCUGAAUGACAAGAGAAGCCACACUGGAGAAAAGAGCUACCAGUGUGAGGAGUGCGGAAAAGCCUUCAGUAUGAGCUCCGUCCACAUCACUCCUCAGCGAGUUCACACUGGUGAGAGGCGGUAUGUGUGUAACGAAUGCGGCAGGGCCUUCGGUCAUAAGUCUGUCCUUAUCAAACACCAGAGAACCCACACUGGGGAGAGGCCCUAUGAGUGUGACAACUGCGGGAAAACCUUUACCCGGAGCUAUAGCCUCAUUGACCAUCACAGAAUUCACACUGGGGAGAAGCCAUACCCGUGUGUCAUGUGUGGCAAAGCCUUUAGGCGUCGUACACAUCUCCGGAGCCAUCAGAGGAUCCAUACUGGGGCUAAAAAUGUUUGUGAGCCUGACUAGGAAGGUCAGGGCAGAAUGGAGGGCCAAUGGGGAAAUAUUGCAAAUCCAGAGUCUUAUAAAUGUAAUGUGUGUGAGAGAAGUUUCUCUCAGAAUACAGGCCUUAUUAAACAUCAGAAAGUCCACACUGGUGAGAAACCCUACCAGUGUGACACAUGUGGAAAAGGGUUUACUCGAACACGUAAGCUGGAUUAUCACCAGAGAAGCCACCUAGGGAGGACUUCUGUCACACUGACCUGUGCAAUACAUGAAAAGAAGUAGAAACAGACAUUUCAGAGACAUAGAUGUUGCCCAUUUUUGCUCAAUGAUUAUUCACUUUCCCACCCAUUCUGCAUAGCAAAUUGCACAAAACCUGUCCUGUGUAUGGUCGCACUUCCCUCAGGAAAAUGAAUUCAUACCAAAUAUAUAAAACAAGUAUUACUUUUGGUUUCAGACUCUUAAUAUUAAUUUGCAGUCAUGGUCUUCAAAUUAUUUGACUCCAAAAAUAAUGUGUGGGGCUGGGCAUGUUGCUCAGAUAGUACAUUGGCUAUUAAACGUGGCAACAGUUCCUUAAUUAUUCACACUGAGAACUUC
Perognathus longimembris pacificus (Pacific pocket mouse) is the source of this 2194-nucleotide messenger RNA. RefSeq names its product zinc finger protein with KRAB and SCAN domains 3-like. NCBI's taxonomy places the organism in Eukaryota, Metazoa, Chordata, Mammalia, Rodentia, Heteromyidae. The record is from RefSeq and is a predicted model, not a curated record. Gene Ontology annotation, biological process: regulation of transcription by RNA polymerase II. Gene Ontology annotation, molecular function: DNA-binding transcription factor activity, RNA polymerase II-specific; RNA polymerase II cis-regulatory region sequence-specific DNA binding.